UUUGCGAACCUAGCACGCGAUAUGCUUCCUCGACACGCCGGAGCGCUGGCGCGAGUGUCGCAAUAUCCCACCAGAGCUCCAACAAUCCUCCGAACCUUUCCCCGGGCGUUGAAUUACCAAGUCCGGGCAUCUUCAUCGGUCAAUGGCAGGCCUGCCGCCGUGACCAGGCGGUCCACAUUACCAGUUGGCUUCUUCCGAGCUUCCCACGUGAACAGGUCCUCCUUCCUACGAUCCAUCUCCUCGAAACCACUGCCGGUUCCCAAAUCUUCGCUUGCCCGGCUCGCCUAUCGAACAGCCGCUGUACUGGGAACCUUUGUGGCCGUCAGCACCGGUCUGGUGGUCGCCUUUUUCAUCUACGACGCUUCAACGUACAAAGAAGAUGGCCAUACCGAGGAUGUUCCUGUAUCUGAGUUGGCACUCAAUCCGCGAAGAGGAGGCCCCAAGAAUCUGCCCAUUGCCGAUUACUUUGUUGACGACGAUGAUAGUGAGGAAACAAAGGCCAUCAAGCACAAGCCUAAGCUUGUUAUACUGGGUACAGGAUGGGGUAGCGUGGCUCUCCUGAAGCAACUCAACCCUGGCGAUUACCAUGUCACUGUGAUUUCGCCCUCGAACCACUUUUUGUUCACUCCUAUGCUGCCCUCGGCGACGGUUGGGACCUUGGAACUGCGGUCGCUCGUGGAGCCUGUUCGGCGCAUUGUCCGACGAGUCCACGGUCACUUCCUAAAAGCCAUGGCCGAGGAUGUCGAGUUUUCAGAGAAGUUAAUCGAAGUUUCUACGGUCAAUACAAAAGGCGAGAAGCAACAUUUCUACGUUCCCUAUGACAAAUUGGUCGUGGGUGUUGGUUCCGUGACCAACCCUCACGGCGUCAAGGGCUUGGAAAACUGCCAUUUCCUGAAAGACAUUAGUGAUGCACGCUUAAUCCGCAACGCAGUUGUUCGGAACCUCGAAGAUGCCUGUCUCCCAACCACAUCAGAUGAAGAACGCCGAAGACUUCUCUCGUUUGUGAUAUCUGGGGGUGGUCCAACCGGCGUGGAAUUUGCUGCCGAACUCUUUGACAUGCUCAACGAGGACAUGUGCAAGUUCUUUCCGAAGAUCCUGCGCAACGAAAUCUCUGUGCAUGUCAUCCAGUCAAGGAGUCAUAUCCUAAAUACAUACGACCAAGCUCUGUCGGAAUAUGCUGAGAAGCGCUUUGCCCACGACCAGGUCGACGUUCAAACCAAUUCUCGCGUCAAAGAGGUCUUUCCCGACAAGAUCCAAUACACCCAAAAGGAUGAGAAUGGAAAGUUCGUCAUGAGGGAAAUCCCACACGGCUUCUGCCUCUGGUCUACGGGCGUCGCACAGACGGACUUCUGUAAGAAACUCGCGUCUAAACUCGAUGGCCAGAACAACAAGCAUGCCCUCGAGACUGAUACACACCUGCGACUUAGUGGCUCACCCCUGGGUGAUGUCUACGCCAUUGGUGACUGCUCAACGGUCCAAAACAACGUCAGCGACAACAUUGUCAAUUUUCUCCGCACCACUGCCUGGGAAAAGGGCAAAGACCCAGAAAGCUUGCACAUUUCCUACUCUGACUGGCGCGGCGUAGCCAAGCGUGUCAAACAACGCUUCCCGCAAGCCGCAGACCACCUCCGACGCCUCGAUAAGCUCUUCGCCGAAUAUGACAAGGACAAAUCGGGAACCCUUGAUUUCGGGGAGCUUAGAGAGCUUCUCAUGCAAAUCGAUACUAAACUCACCUCGCUCCCUGCCACUGCGCAGCGGGCUCAUCAGCAGGGCCAGUACCUCGGCCGCAAAUUCAACAAGAUUGCCCAAGCAGCCCCUGGGAUGCAGCUCAACGAAGUCGAUUACGGGGACAUAGAUGAUGCCGUGUACAAGGCUUUUGAAUAUCAUCAUCUGGGCUCCCUAGCGUACAUCGGAAACGCGGCCAUCUUCGACAUCAACGGAUAUGGCCUGAGCGGUGGUUUGUUGGCGGUCUAUCUUUGGAGGAGCAUCUAUUUUGCCCAAAGUGUGAGUUUCAGGACCAGGUGCUUGCUAGCAAUGGACUGGAGCAAACGCGCGCUGUUUGGCAGGGGUACGUGCCUUUCAUAUCCACUUUUCAUCGUCUUCCCUGCCUACCUCCUCGCUCUUCUUUGCUUGACUUGUUUUACUAAUGACUUAUAG
Messenger RNA from Periconia digitata, 2157 nucleotides. The record is from the annotation of a GenBank genome assembly. Lineage: Eukaryota; Fungi; Ascomycota; Dothideomycetes; Pleosporales; Periconiaceae.